Messenger RNA from Dendrobium catenatum, 3849 nucleotides. RefSeq names its product putative disease resistance protein RGA3. The transcript has 4 exons. Gene Ontology annotation, molecular function: ADP binding. Bases 320 to 3724 code for a protein of 1134 amino acids. Gene Ontology annotation, biological process: defense response to other organism. Lineage: Eukaryota; Viridiplantae; Streptophyta; Magnoliopsida; Asparagales; Orchidaceae. The record is from RefSeq and is a predicted model, not a curated record.
GCUUGUAAUAAAGCAUUCACGCUCACAGCCGCUCUUCUUCGUGUGUCGUAGCCCGCAGGAAGUUCUUCUCCCGGUCUCUGUGCGGUGCCCGGACGUUAGCCUUCCCAAGGUCGUCCACAGUCGCAGUUUCCGUCGCCGGCGUCGUGUCUCUCUUCAGCUUCUCCGGCAAGCAAAGACAGCGGCGGAACUACGUUAGCAACAGAGGGGGCAUAGAACUUUAUUUACUUACUCGUGCUUCGUUAUUUCUUUUGGUUUUUCGAGCAGGACAGCGGUGCUUCUCAGCUAAAAUUUCAGUUGUUCUGCUCUCUCUACCUCGAUCAUGGGUGCCAUAGAGGUGAAGGGAUGGUUUGUUGGUCCAUUCAUGAGCAAGAUCAUCAACGGGUGCUCUGAUUACCUGGAAAAGCAAGUCGGAUGGCAGACGGGCAUGAAUAAGGAGCUGGAAAGCCUGCGAAAAAACCACCCCAAGAUCCAAGCUGUCGUCUUUGCCGCUAACCAAGCACAAAUUAGCGAUCAGAACCACCCUAUCAACAAAUGGAUAUGGGAGCUGCGAGAUGCUCUUGAUGAGGUCAAUGAUGUGCUCGAUGAGUUUGAGUACAUGAAGCAUAAACAACAGCUGACCAAAAACAUGGAGGAAACAGAGGAAAGAACGGCAUUUUCCAACGUGAGCUUUCUGGUUGACGGUUUACGCAUAGCUGGCGAACGUGCUCUCAAGAUUGAUCCCAGAUUGAAGGGGCUGGAGGAGGUUGUGCAGAAACUACAUAACGUUUCAGCUGGGUUUAGUAAUUUUCUUCCUCUUCUAGAUAUCGCAAAGCAGGGGCAGCAGGAGCAGCAGCGUCAGUUGUCCGAAGCACGUGAAACGGGAUGCCUGCCUACUACAAAUGAUCUCAUCGGGCGGAGCAAGGAUAUGGAGUCUGUUAAGCAGUGGUUGAGGAAACCAUCAAAUAAGCCUCGGACAAGUAGGUUCAGAAACAUUUCUCUUCUAUCUAUAGUGGGCCAUGGUGGUAUGGGGAAAACAACUCUCUUGCAGCAUGUCUAUGAAGAUGAAAUGACAAAGGAAUUUGAUCUUAAACUGUGGGUUUGCGUUUCCAACAACUUUGAUGUGAAAAAAGUCAUUGCAGAUAUGUUAUCAACUCUUAAGAAGGAGAGGCCUCGUUUGGAUGACACACUUGAUGCACUUCAAAAGAGUCUCAAGAAUAAGGUGAAGUCCAAAAGGUUCUUAUUGGUCCUUGAUGACGUUUGGGAAGAGGAGGAGAAACGGGAUAAAAGUAAAUGGGGGAUUGUGCUCGCCCCUCUAGCUUACGGGGAUUUUGGUAGUAAGAUUCUGGUAACAACUCGGACGGACUCAGUUGCAUUGAUGUUUGAAGAAGUGAUUCUAGAAAAGACUGAAGCAUUGAGAUUAGAAGGCUUAGAGGACGAAGAAUGUUUGGAGCUCCUCAACACCCAUGCAUUUGCUGUAGACAAUCUUGAUGAUAAGAGAAAAUUAAAAUUAAUUACUGCAGAGAUAGCUAAAAAGCUUUCAGGGUAUCCAUUAGCAGCAAAGGUCAUAGGCGGUAUUCUAAUGUCUAAGUUGGAUGAAGAGCAUUGGAGAAGAGUUUUAGAUUCUGUUCUUGAAAUUAUUAAAUCGGGUGACAAUAUUAUCAUGCCCAUCUUAAGAUUGAGCUAUGUACACCUCCCAGAAUGUCUAAAAAGUUGCUUCACAUUUUGUUCUAUAUUCCCACAAGAUUAUGAAUUUGAUAAAGAUGCUUUAGUCCGACAUUGGAUUGCAUUGGAUUUUAUUCAACAGUCUCAUAUUCAAGGAGAGAUUAUGGAGGAUAUCGGAGGAAGGUAUUUUGAUGUUUUGGUUAAAAAAAAUUUCUUUGACAAGUUUGGACGAUACUACAAGAUGCAUGAUUUAAUACAUGAAUUGGCACAAUCAGUUUCUAUACAUGAAUGUUUAAGAGUUGAAGAUGGUACAAAGUUUCCUUCUAUAAUUCCUAAGACUCUUCGACACUUGUUUGUCAAAACUACAUAUCCAAACAUCAUAAAAAAGAUUGGGCACUUUGAACAUUUGCAUUCUCUUUUCUUGUUCCAUUAUGCUUCUAAUCAGGAUCUUUUCAAUGCACUUAUUGAAAUAUUCAAAGCAUGGAGAAGCCUACGCUUAUUAUACAUAUGGGCUCUAGAAGACUUGAAAAUAAUACCUGAGGAGAUUGGAAAUUUGAUGCAUCUUCGAUAUUUAAAGAUUGAAGCUGAUCAUUUAACUAUGCUGCCAAGAUCUCUCAGUAAUCUGUAUCACUUGCAAUACAUAAUCUAUGAUGGGUCAAUAUGGGUCAACCUAUAUAAAGGUGAUGACUUUGUACCAAGUGACAUUAAUAAUCUUUCUAAUUUGCGGUAUGUGGAAUUGCCUAAGAAUUAUAUUUCAUCGAUACGUGGGAUUGGGAAGUUAAACUCACUUCAAGAACUGGAUAUGUUUGAUCUUAGAGAUGUGAGUGGUUAUAGAAUUGGGGAGCUGGAGAAUAUGAAUGAUCUUUGCAAAUUAGGAAUCAAUUACCUUGAAAAUGUGAAGAACGUUGAGGAGGCUUGUAGUGCCAAAUUAUGUGCCAAGAGGAGGCUCACAGAUUUGACCUUAUGUUGGUGUAACACUUAUUCAACGGACAAUAUCGAUUUUGAUGAUUCUGAUGAUUCUUAUGAUUUAGAUGAGAAUUAUUAUGAUGUUUUACAUGAAUACGUUUUCGACAACCUUCAGUCACCAGAAUGUCUAAGGAAUCUGAGCAUAAAUAAUUACAUAGGUACAAGAUCCCCAAUAUGGAUGAACAAUGUCAAUCCGAUCUCCAAUCUAGAGAAAAUCGAAUUGACAUUUUGCAGGGAUUGGGAAACUCUACCUCCUUUCGGGAAACUUCGCUUUCUCAAAUCUCUAAAACUUUGUUUCAAUAUGAAAGUAAAAUGGCUCGAAAGUAAAUUUAAUGGGAAUGAAAAAUACGAUGCCUUUCCAUUGCUAGAGGUGUUACAUAUUAGCUACUUGGAUGCAUUAGAGGAUUGGUUUGAGGCAGGAGUAGCUGCUGAAGAUGGAUGUUUGUUUCCUUGCUUAAUUGAACUGAAGAUAGAUGACUGCCGGAAGUUGAAAGAGUUGCCCUCUUUUCCUUCUAAGCUGAAGAGCUUGCAGAUACGAUAUACGGGGUGGAAGACUUUGAAUUUUUGUAGCAUUUCAAAUUCUAUUCCUCUUGAGACAUUAGAGGUCCUUCAUUGUCCAAAUAUUACAUCUCUUCCUCUGGCUGAUGAAAUAGCAAGAUUUGCAGCACCAAGAGACUUGAGAAAUUAUCCAGAAGCGGAGACCAGUAAUAAUUGCCAUCUCAUGCUCAGCUAUCUUAGCAUAAGUGAUCCAUCCGUGUUGCUAAUGGAGCCAUUUAGAAAUAUCGCCUCCUUAAAAACGCUGAGUAUUGAGUAUAAUGAUGAGGUGGUUUCAUUUCCAAAUGAGGCGGAGCAGUGGUUUCUGAAAGUUAGUUCUUCUCUUUAUGAGCUGCGAUUUUCAGAUCUCGAAUCCUUACGGUCUCUCCCUUCCUACUUGGAAAGCUUAUCUUCACUUCAGAACCUAUAUAUUGAUGCUCCUAACCUUCGUGAAUUGCCGAACCUUCCUCCCUCUUUGAAAAGACUAACACUUCGGAGUUGUCAUCCAGAGUUAAAGGAGCGCUAUCGUAAGGAUGGAGGCUCCGAUUGGCACAAGAUUGCUCACAUUCCUCAUAUCGAUUAAGCAAUCUUAUAUAUGGAAUGUGUAGAAUGCAAUAUCAGCAUUAACCAGUUUGUAUAAUUUGAUGGACUUAAUUUUAUUUAUGUAUGACUUGAUGGUCCCUUUAUAUAUAAAUAUGUCUUUUUUUU